This is a messenger RNA of Mycena citricolor, 375 nucleotides long. NCBI's taxonomy places the organism in Eukaryota, Fungi, Basidiomycota, Agaricomycetes, Agaricales, Mycenaceae. The record is from the annotation of a GenBank genome assembly.
AUGAUCGGAGGAGCAGAGGAGUGGGAAGUCGAAGAGAUUGUGAAAGAGCGAAACGUCGGCCGAGGAAAACAGUACUUGGUCAAAUGGAAGGGAUGGCCGCAUAGCGAGAACACCUGGGAACCAUCACGUCACCUUACCCACGCGAAGCAGGUCCUAAGAGAUUGGCAGAGGAAACAAUCAAAUCCAGACACACGCAUUCGCCUCCUGCCAACGCUCGAAGCGGGACACUGGGACUAUCUCAUUCAUCGCUACAAACCCAGGGACGAACGCCUUCCAUAUCCCCAACGACAACUCUUCGACCCUUACGAGAACGUCUUCACGCCCAUUGACCUAGUCGAUGAGGACAUCGACCCUAGAGAGGGGGUAAUGUCAUAA